GUUUGCGGUUCCGGCGGAUGGAGGUGGGGGAAUCGGGAAAUCUGAGAGAUGAUGGAAGGCGUGCUGGCGGUAGAACAGCUUCAGAUGAAAUGGAGUUGUUGUCUGGCGGUCAAUCUUGGGAGGCGCAUCAGACUUGUCUUCCGCCAUAGUUGCGGCGGAGAGCGCGCAUGCGUUGCUAGGACCGCAGCGGCUGCGACAAGCGGAGCGAGGCUGGACGGGAGGAGCGAGCGGUGGCCAAUGUAGCUAUGAGAAGCACAAUAGAAAUUUCGUCAACUCGAUAUAACGGGGUACAAAUUCACCAUCUAUUACGCGCGAUAGGGUGCUAUGUAGACGUAGUGAUGGGUGGAGUGGUGAGUGGAGGAGUUGAAAAGCUUGGAGCGAUGUUUCCGGCAGUUUGGGCAUAGCAACAACGCAACGCCAAGCCACGGAAUUUGGGCUGAGCUUGAGCCUCCACCAACAAGCGAACAACACUCGAGAACAUUCCGCUUACUUCUUUGAAGCUACAAUAAUUCUAUCUGAUACAGCUGUUUUAUCUCAUCUCUUCGUUAUCCAACCUUUGCCUGCACUCCCACACACCCGCAUGCCCACCAUGGAUUUCGCGUCGCUAAUGGCUAAGGAAAUUUCCAAGGCUAAGUCACCGGAAUCGUCCUCAACCACCUCCGGCUCCAGUAAGCAAUACGUGAAACGAGCCGACGCCGAAGCGGCUAGGCUGGCAGCAUACAACGCGGAACAAGAAAAACUGCAGAAGGAACGCGAGCAACGGGCUGAGCGGAAACGUAAGUUGGAGGAGGAAGAGGCGGAAAGGAAUCGGGAGAGGGAGGAGAAGAGAAGACGGUUGGCAGAGGAAUCUAGGCGGAAAAGAGAAGCUGAGGCAGCGGCCAAAGAGCGAGAGCGGCGGAGGAGACUCGGCCUUCCAGAGAUUCCUGAGGGUAGUCCAGGUGAUUCGAAGGAAGGCACUCCGCUGGGCGACGAUGAAGCAGACCUUGGUGAGGAUGAGGUGAUUGACAAGCUGAGGGCUGCCGGCGAACCAGCAAAGCUCUUUGGAGAGAGCCAUAAAGGCCGUGUAAGGCGAUAUCGACGACUUGUGCAGCGAUCCCUCACCCCACAGCAGCACAUUUCCGACGGCCCGAUUCCGACAACCCUGGUUCUCGUUCCCGAGGCUGAAAUGAAAGUCCCGUCCAAGUUACCCACUGAUGAGGAGGGACGUAAAUUCCUCUUCCGACAACUAGCAUCCUACUUUACGAUGAUCUUAAAAGAAUGGGAAAUCGCCUUGUCAAAGCGAGAUGCCGCUGUAAAACACAGCUACCAAGGAAAGCAGGCUUACAAUGCCAUGGUGCAGUCCCGGGAGAAUAUGCGACCGUUGUUUAAAAUGUUUGAAAAUGGAGAUUUGGAGACGAGCAUACUUGAGCCAGUAGUGGAAAUUGUACGCAGCGCACAGAACAGGCGCUAUGUUGACGCGAAUGAUGGUUAUCUUCGACUUAGUAUUGGGAAAGCAGCCUGGCCUAUCGGAGUUACUAUGGUUGGUAUCCAUGAGAGAUCUGCGCGAGAGAAACUUCAUCAAAGCGAUAAGAGCCAAGCUCAUAUCAUGAGCGACGAAAUCACACGCAAAUUCCUACAAAGUAUCAAGAGAUGCCUGACUUUUGCCCAGGUCCGCUGGCCGCCAGAUGACCAGCUUCAGCUCAUGGGUUAAUUUUUUUGUUCUUUCAUUGUCGACAGAUGGAUAGCUACUGCCUUUCAUAAGUUUGGCCUCCAAAUUGUCCAGAUGCUCCCACCAAGAUUUCAGUGGAUUCGCAACGGAGUGGGGACGAAUGUGCUUCUCUCGUAGUAUCUCAGCCUGCCUUUCAGAUUUAAGUUCGAUCCUUCUGACGUUGUUGUGCUCCUCCGCACCGUUUAUGAAUGCACUCUCGGCAGUCCGGUCUUUUCUUGUUGCGGUUUUCGAGUAGAAAUUUCCUGGAGCAUGUCCAUUUCGCUCAUUGAAGUCCGACUGCAUGAGCUUUCCAGCGGCGUAAAUGCAACCCCCAUAAGCAAAUCUGAUCAACGAGUCCCCAGUCAAACUGCCAAUUAUGAAGACAUCCUUCGUGACUUCUAAGCCUUCUAGUGCCCGAGCGCGCAUUGUUUGCCUCGAAACCCAUCUGAAAUCGUCUGCAGGCGUUUCAUUGUCGAAUAUUUCAGCUAGCAGGGGUUUGCUUAGAUAGUUCAGCGAGCUCCUUCGGCCAACCAUAUGCGCUAGUCCACUUACUUCGCGGGAGAGGGUGGUCCCAUCCUCUCGUCGAAAUGUGACUAGUGCUGUCUCAUUAUCCAACACAAUAUCCGUGACAACGGUGUUGGGAAUACCCUCAUAGUUAUCGGUCCAAUUUCUACUUUCCAGAAAAGGAAUCGAAUGUCCACGAGGCCGUUUUGGGCGACUUGUCCCGUUACUCUGCUUUGAUUGAGCGAAGGCCCGUUUCAUGAGGCGAUAAAUAGAGGCAUACUCGGGGUAUUCUUGCUGGUGACAACUUUUCAAUGGUGACGGAUUGGUUUCUGGUUUCCAUUUGAAAACAUGGAUUAUUGUUUGAUCUGGAUGAGAGGAAAUAAUGACGUCCGCUGCUGAAAACCCAGAUCCGAUGAUUAAGAGUGGGGCACGUCGUGGUUGCAUCGCCGUCGUUGGAGGCGGUAAUUUUAACAAGGGCAACAACAAUGGUCGCGGGGGAAUACGCUCCGUGAAAACCCCCGAUGCCAGGAUCAACUUGUUGCAAGUGAUAUUAUGUGACCUGAUAUAGAAACCAUUCUCAGUGCGAACUACUCCACUGAUUUGCUGGCUGCAUCGAAUUGAUUCGGAUAUCCCUACGAAUGUAGCAUAAGCGGCAAGAUACUCCGCUACCGCCUCCCUCGAUGGCCUUGUGAACGGCGGUAAAGGACAGGCGUGGACGCGUUGAUGGUGCUCAGCAAAGCUAUAUCCAGGCAAUGAGAGCAUACCAGCGUAACUUAACGUUUGGAUGUUUGGGGCUGUCCCCUCUGGACACUCUGUCCAUUGUCCUCCAGGAUGAACUGCAGACCCAAAAAUAAUAUGGGAGGCAGCCCUUUCUGGCAUGUACCGCCAUUGGACACUUGUUUCUGUCCCCUCAUCAUCGUCUCCAUUCGGCCGAAUCAGAGCGUCAAGAAGAACGUUAACAGGAAGAGCUUGGGUGGAAUAUGGGAACCUAGAUGCGCCGAAAUGGGUUGUCAAAUGACCAAUGUCUAGGUGGAGGAGCUGCGGGUUGUCCUUUAGCUUUGCAUGGAGUAAGGGAUCCGGAUGGGGUUUCUCCGGGUUGUAGAAUGGAAUAUGGCCGUGGAGGAUAUAGGAAAGUAUCAUGGCAGAUGGUCCAUUUCCUGCAUGGAGUCAUGGAAGCAAUUUACAUUGAUUAGCAGAGGUUUCAACACGGGUUGGGUUUGGGGUAUGCGUUCUUCUUUUUGUCUGUGCGAGGAGAGGGAGGGCCAGGGAAUGUCCAAAGUUCUCACCAACAAUGACGACAUCAACCGACGUAGGAACAUUUGAUUUUUCUGCCAUGGGCGGAGACUGGAUCAUCAGGCAUUCUGUAGAGGAACAGUGAUUGGCGAUACUUUCCAGCGUCUGCCGUGGGACGAGAGCUCACGCCUCCCCACCCUUCGUGCCAGGUGCAGGAAGCUGCAUGUAAAAAUGGCAACUUAUUCCAUGUAGCAGGUGAACGUCAGUUCAUCAUCCAAAUGCGGUCCCGAACACGAUUAAUCGAAAAUGCGAAUGGUUAGUUAGAUAGAUGAAGUUUUUUGAAAGGAGUCUGAGGGGGGGAAUGUUAGAGAUCUUGAAUGUCUGAUAGCUAUUUUUUUGCUUUUUUCUCUUUUUUAUUUUCUGGAAGGUUGUUGGUUGUGGUUUUCGUUAACUGCUGAGACGCGAGAGCUGCUGACAAAUGGGCGGCAAUUGGCUGCCGAGGUGUUGAAGGUUCUCCUGUUGGCCGUUACGGCCGUUGCGGUUAGCGAUCCUACUAGAUCACGUGACCCACCACUAUAUUAUGCUCUUGUAG
Messenger RNA from Blastomyces dermatitidis ER-3, 4016 nucleotides. RefSeq names its product Prp18 domain-containing protein. The transcript is spliced from 3 exons. Gene Ontology annotation, biological process: generation of catalytic spliceosome for second transesterification step; RNA splicing. The record is from RefSeq and is a predicted model, not a curated record. Gene Ontology annotation, cellular component: U5 snRNP; U2-type post-spliceosomal complex; U4/U6 x U5 tri-snRNP complex. NCBI's taxonomy places the organism in Eukaryota, Fungi, Ascomycota, Eurotiomycetes, Onygenales, Ajellomycetaceae. The coding region runs from base 581 to 1690 and encodes 369 amino acids.